Molecule: messenger RNA, 1831 nt
Organism: Cynoglossus semilaevis (tongue sole)
Lineage: Eukaryota; Metazoa; Chordata; Actinopteri; Pleuronectiformes; Cynoglossidae
Gene: eno3
Product: enolase 3, (beta, muscle)
Exons: 14
Coding region: 150-1454 (434 amino acids)
Biological process (GO): glycolytic process
Cellular component (GO): phosphopyruvate hydratase complex
Molecular function (GO): phosphopyruvate hydratase activity; magnesium ion binding
Source: RefSeq, a predicted model, not a curated record
GUCACAUGCAGACAGUCCCUGCCUCUACUCAGAGCCUCCUCCCCUGUUAGGGAGCGUUUAUAAAAACCCCUAGGGCAGAACAGACAGACACGUUCCAAGUCAGUCGGACAUACAGACGGCCACAGACAGCUCCUUCUCUAAAAGUCAGGAUGUCCAUCACCAAGAUUCAUGCUCGGGAGAUUCUGGACUCCAGAGGAAACCCAACAGUGGAGGUUGACCUGUGGACAGCCAAAGGUCUGUUCAGAGCUGCAGUUCCCAGCGGAGCGUCAACUGGUGUUCAUGAGGCCCUGGAGCUCCGUGAUGGAGAUAAGAGUCGUUACCUGGGCAAAGGUACAUUGAAAGCUGUGGAACAUAUUAACAAGGACAUCACCCCCAAACUGAUCGAGAAGAAGUUCAGUGUCGUGGAGCAGGAGAAGAUUGACAAGUUCAUGCUGGAGUUAGACGGAACUGAGAACAAAUCUAAGUUUGGUGCUAACGCCAUCUUGGGCGUGUCUCUCGCUGUCUGUAAGGCCGGAGCAGCAGAGAAGGGUGUUCCUCUGUACCGCCACAUUGCUGACCUCGCUGGACACAAAGACGUCAUACUGCCCGUUCCUGCCUUCAAUGUCAUCAAUGGAGGAAGUCAUGCAGGAAAUAAACUGGCCAUGCAGGAGUUCAUGAUCCUUCCAGUCGGAGCUUCCAACUUCCAUGAGGCCAUGAGAAUUGGCGCUGAGGUCUACCACAACCUGAAGAACGUCAUCAAAGCCAAAUACGGCAAAGACGCCACCAAUGUGGGUGAUGAGGGAGGCUUUGCCCCCAACAUCCUGGAGAACAACGAGGCUUUGGAGCUGCUGAAAACUGCCAUUGAAAAGGCUGGCUAUCCCGACAAGAUCAUCAUUGGCAUGGAUGUGGCAGCCUCAGAGUUCUUCCGCAGCGGAAAGUAUGACCUGGACUUCAAGUCCCCUGAUGACCCAUCCAGACACAUCAGCGGAGAGAAACUGGGAGACCUUUACCGCAGUUUCGUCAAGAACUACCCUGUCCAGUCCAUUGAGGAUCCAUUCGACCAGGACGACUGGGAACAGUGGGCCAAGUUCACCGCCUCUGUGGACAUACAGAUCGUAGGAGACGACUUGACAGUGACCAAUCCCAAGAGGAUCCAGCAGGCUGUGGACAAGAAGGCCUGUAACUGCCUGCUGCUUAAAGUCAACCAGAUCGGCUCUGUGACUGAGUCCAUCCAGGCGUGUAAGCUGGCUCAGAGCAGCGGUUGGGGAGUCAUGGUCAGUCAUCGUUCUGGAGAGACAGAGGACACUUUCAUCUCCGACCUGGUGGUUGGACUGUGCACUGGACAGAUUAAGACUGGCGCGCCCUGUAGAUCGGAGCGUCUGGCCAAAUACAACCAGCUGAUGAGGAUCGAGGAGGAGCUCGGCGACAAGGCCAAGUUUGCCGGAAAAGACUUCCGCCACCCCAAAAUCAACUAAAUCUCCACUCUGUUGCCGUGACAGCCGACUGACAGCAGCUAACACACCAACACCCUUGCCACACACACAAAGAUGAGGCGGGGGAUGAAAGGUCAGAGGGUGCACUGGGUUUGACCUUGCACUCCAAGCAAUAAUUCCAUUCAUGAAGUUUUCUACACUGAACAAAAAUAAUUCAAUAAAGACAAGCCCUCGUAGGCCGUCUCUGUAUGUGACCUGCUUCCUGUUACCACAAACAACCACUGCUUUGACACAGGAUGUGAUGUCACUGCCUCUGAAUUUGCUGGGACUCCUUCCUGUUUUCCUAUCAUGGAGAUCACACACCUAAGUCUCCACUGCAUUACCAUGGCCAUUAAAAUAAAGUGAAGUGCAUCAUUUCA